GUUGUCAACAACUUAAACCAUUCAUCAAAAGAAUAAUACAAAACACAAGAAUUUUACUUGUAGUAACUAGGCUAGUAAUUUAAGAACAAAAAUAUAACAUUAAAAAACUUCAGACCAUUCAUAUUUCAGGUUACAUCAUCACCCCAUUUUUCAUAGAAGUAUAACGAUUGAAUUAAGCUACAAUGGGAUUAUCCUUUUCUAAAUUAUUUGCUGGUCUUUUUGGCCGUCAAGAAAUGAGAAUCUUGAUGGUUGGGUUAGAUGCUGCUGGUAAAACUACUAUUUUAUAUAAAUUAAAGUUGGGUGAAAUUGUCACUACAAUUCCAACCAUUGGUUUUAAUGUUGAAACCGUUGAAUAUAAGAAUAUUUCAUUUACAGUCUGGGAUGUUGGUGGACAAGAUAAGAUUAGACCAUUGUGGAGAUACUAUUUCCAAAACACUCAAGGGAUUAUAUUUGUUGUUGAUUCCAAUGAUAGAGAUAGAAUUAGUGAAGCUAGAGAAGAAUUGCAACAAAUGUUAAACGAAGAUGAAUUGAGAGAUGCAUUAUUAUUAGUAUUUGCUAACAAACAAGAUUUACCAAAUGCUAUGAAUGCGGCCGAAAUAACAGAAAAAUUAGGAUUACAUUCCAUCAGACAAAGACCUUGGUAUAUUCAAGCCACAUGUGCCACUACUGGAGAUGGUUUAUACGAAGGUUUGGAAUGGUUGUCGACUAAUUUGAAGAAAUAAGUAACCUGCCUAGGUGUAUAGUUUUAUUUGUGAGUGAUUUGAAAUACAUUAAGAAAAUAGUGUGUAUGAUUUUUUGUGUAUAAACUUUGAUAUCACUAAAAAAGGGAAUAACCUAAUAUGUCGUAAGAGUU
This is a messenger RNA of Spathaspora passalidarum NRRL Y-27907, 853 nucleotides long. It is a transcript of the gene ARF1, whose product is annotated as Arf1p. Gene Ontology annotation, cellular component: cytoplasm; plasma membrane. Gene Ontology annotation, molecular function: GTP binding; GTPase activity. The annotation marks the transcript as partial. The transcript has a single exon. The record is from RefSeq and is a predicted model, not a curated record. Gene Ontology annotation, biological process: vesicle-mediated transport; intracellular protein transport. NCBI's taxonomy places the organism in Eukaryota, Fungi, Ascomycota, Pichiomycetes, Serinales, Debaryomycetaceae.